AUGGACCAGUCGGCAGGAGACUUAGGAAACGAGAACAAGCCUACUACCACUAGCAUAGACGCGCAAUCGGGAGCUGACGAGACCAUGGCCUCCCCCAGCCGCCCUGCCGGCUCUCAGUCUGGUGGUGUUUCGCCUGAGAAGGCCACUCCAACCCAGAAUCCUUCAGACAAUCCGCUGGAUGCCCCGCCUUCACCAAAAGGGCAGAAUGAUGAGAUGGAAGACGAAGAGAUGGGCGGCACAAACGACUCCAAGGGCGACAAUGACGCUGGAGAGGAUGGGGAUACCUCUAUGCUCCAGCAUCAAACUGAUGGCGCUGCGGAUGGACCGUCAGACCAGAGCAAAGCUGCGACAGAGGCCUCGGCGCGUUCAAACCUGAUUGCGCAAACCCAUGCAAUCAUCCUACCUAGCUAUACCAGCUGGUUUGAUAUGAACACCAUCCACCCAGUCGAGAAAAAGGCUCUUCCGGAAUUCUUCAACAGCCGGAAUCGUAGCAAAACGCCCGCAGUCUACAAGGAUUACCGUGAUUUCAUGAUCAAUACCUACCGAGUGAACCCAGUCGAAUACCUUACGGUCACCGCCUGCCGAAGGAAUCUGGCCGGAGAUGUUUGCGCAAUCAUGCGAACACACGCCUUUUUGGAGCACUGGGGUUUAAUUAACUAUCAGGUUGAUCCUCAAUCACGUCCUUCAAAUAUUGGCCCCCCUUUUACUGGCCAUUUUAGAAUCACUGCAGACACUCCUCGUGGUUUACAGCCAUUCCAGCCUGGCCCAAACACAAUUGUCACACCUGGAAAGCCUCACCCAUCCACCGACAGAGCAGCCGCGGCAACACCACAGUCGAAAUCGGACCUCAAUCUCGAGAUUCGUCGCAACAUAUAUGACGACAAGGGAAAAGAGGUCACCCCAUCUGACAGCAAGGACAAGGAAACCAAUGGUGAAGAUGCAGUUACCAACGGAACCCCUGCCGAGUCAAGCACAAAGGCCAUGGAAGCAUCCGUAAAGGAAGGUAAAAAGUCCUUGAACUGCUACGCUUGUGGCAUCGACUGCACACGGGUUCGAUUCCACUACGCAAAAUCGGCGCCCGUAUCAACAACCACAAACCCGUCAGAACUCAAGUAUGAUUUGUGCCCGAACUGCUAUCUCCAGGGUAGAAUGCCAGCUUCCCACCAGGCUUCUGAUUUCGUCAAGCUGGAAGAUAGCCAGUAUACUACCAUACAAGAUCGCGAGAAGCCAUGGUCGAACUCGGAACUUCUUCUGCUCCUUGAGGCCCUCGAGAACUUCGACGACAACUGGCAGCAGAUUUCUCGACAUGUCGGUUCACGGACUCCUGAAGAGUGUGUUAUGAAAUUCCUCCAGCUUGAGAUUGAAGACAAGUAUCUCGAAGAUCCCGUUGAGGGUACCUCUUCGAUGCUGGGCGCUGCCGGUGGACGAGAACCAGUCAGCCAGCUAGAGAACCCCGUCUUGUCUGUGGUAACUUACCUGGCACAAAUGACUGAGCCUUCCAUUGCAGCCGCAGCCGCCGGCCGAUCGGUUGAAGAGAUGCGCCGCGAUCUACAGAAGCAGCUUGACAAGCGCACCGCAUCCACAAACAAGGAGAAAGACGGUGAGAAGGCUGGAGAAAAAGGAAAAGAAGCAGACUCAAUGAAAGCAGAGGACUCUAUGGAAAUUGACACUGCCAACGAAGGCCAAGAAGCUGCUACCUCAUCAACAAGUCAAGGCAAGACAACCCAGGCCACUCUUACGUCCAUUGGCCUCGCUGCUUCUGCUGCACGCGCCGGAGCCCUAGCAUCGCAUGAAGAGCGAGAGAUGACCCGCCUUGUAGGCGCUGCAGUCAACCUCACACUGCAGAAGCUUGAAUUGAAACUAGCACAAUUCUCAGAACUCGAAGCCAUUGUUGAAGCUGAGCGUCGAGACCUUGAACAAGCCAGACAACAGCUAUUCCUCGACCGUCUCGGACUUAAGCGAAGAAUUAAGGAAGUAGAAGAAGCCUUCAAGGCCGCUAGCCUGGAAGGAAACGAAGCCGGAGCUGCCGUUGCCGCUCAAGCUCAAACAAUCGGACUCGGCGAGAACUACACCUUCCAGCAGACUAGUGCCGACCACGGCGUUAACGCCAUUCAGCCAUACAGCACUAGCGGUGGACCAGAGUACAAGUCAUAUGAAAUAUGA
Molecule: messenger RNA, 2163 nt
Organism: Nannizzia gypsea CBS 118893
Lineage: Eukaryota; Fungi; Ascomycota; Eurotiomycetes; Onygenales; Arthrodermataceae
Product: transcription regulatory protein SWI3
Exons: 3
Coding region: 1-2163 (720 amino acids)
Biological process (GO): positive regulation of DNA-templated transcription
Cellular component (GO): SWI/SNF complex
Molecular function (GO): DNA binding; histone binding
Source: RefSeq, a predicted model, not a curated record